This is a messenger RNA of Glossina fuscipes, 5900 nucleotides long. It is a transcript of the gene Hr4, whose product is annotated as hormone receptor 4. Lineage: Eukaryota; Metazoa; Arthropoda; Insecta; Diptera; Glossinidae. Gene Ontology annotation, biological process: regulation of DNA-templated transcription. Bases 201 to 5879 code for a protein of 1892 amino acids. The record is from RefSeq and is a predicted model, not a curated record. Gene Ontology annotation, molecular function: zinc ion binding; DNA-binding transcription factor activity; sequence-specific DNA binding. The transcript has 6 exons.
ACUUGAUGUGAUUUCUUAAAAAAAAAAAAAAACACCGUAUAAAAAAUUGUAAUAAGAAGAAUGACUUAACAGUAUUGAAAGGAGACAAAAAUCAGCAACAUGUUGCUCAAGACCAUUAGCCAAACAAUAUUAUUUACAAUAAAUAUAAAAAGAAAAAUAAUUGAAUAAAUAAAAUUAACAUCUGAAGAUCUUUGAACCAAAUGAGUGUGGAUCAACAAAAUCAACAACACCAACAGCAGCAGCAACAACAACAACAACAACAAUUAACGCCCAUUGAAUUAACAAUUAAAUCGAAUAAUAAUAAUAACAUUGCAACUGAUAGUGAGACAAAAGAUAUAAAAAAGGAAACGACAUCAUCCAAUACAACAGCAUUAGCAUUAGCGUCAGCAUCAGGAUCAGGACCAGCAACAGCGACAGCAACAGCAUUAACAGCAGCUGGGACAGGACCCGUCACAUUAGAAGGUGAUCAUCAAGUAGAGCAAAAAGAUGAGGGACAAAUUAACAAGCAAAAUGGUCAACAUGAUUACCUUAAUGCUGUAAAACAUAAUGGCGAUCAUUUUAUGAAAACUAUUGAAGAAAAUGCGAAAGAGGAAAAAAUUAAACAUGAAAGAAAUGAAGCAACUGAAGAUAUCCAUAAUGACGAUGAUGAUGAUGAUGAUGAUGACGAUGGUGAUGAUAAUGGUGAUGUUGCGACUGGAAAAAAAUUAACAAUAGUUGAUGAUCAAACCGAUAUAAAUGCUGCGUGCAUUAUAAAGACUCCAUUAAAUAAAACGUUAUUGAAAAAAUGUAAUGGCAACGGUACGGGAAAUGGUAAUGGAAGUGCACAAUCCCUAAAUUGUUGUGGCAAUCAUCACCACCACCACCAUCAUCAUCAUCAUCAUCAGCACUACCAGCAACAGCAACAGCAACAGCAACAACAACAACAACAACAACAAUUAACACAGCAAACAGUAGAUAAUUUUCCAGAAAAUUAUGACAAUUAUGAACAUGAAUUUGCUACGCCAACAACAACAACAACCACAACAACAACAACAACAACAACAAGCACCACAACACCAGCAACUACAUUAUCAUCAUCAUUAUCAAACGUAUCAUCAUCAUCACCAUCAACAUCACUAGCAACAUUGACGUCAUUAAAUGUUUCAACAACAUCGUCGUCAUCAUCAGCAUCCGGAACAUUGACAUCAUCUAAUAAAUGCCAAAAAUGUCAAAAUAACAACAACAACAUACACUUCAACAAUUUUAAUUGUUAUUAUCGUAAAAAAUUAACGCGUAUGCCAUCGUCAUUAUGUCGAAUUAUGACACUGAGCCGUGGCCCGUACAGCGAGCUCGAUAAAAUGAGCCUCUUUCAAGAUCUAAAACUGAAACGACGUAAAAUUGACUCAAGAUGCAGCAGUGAUGGUGAAUCUGUAGCCGAAACCUCCACUUCGUCACCCGAUCUCUUAGCACCGAUGUCACCGAAAAUGUGUGAUAGCGGUGGAGGUGGUAGUGCCGGUAGCGGUGGAGGACCCGGUAUUAGUAGCGGCGGAACUGUUGUAGCUGCUUCCCUGCCCAUGACUACUUUGGCGGCUACCUCUUCAGUUACCACCACAACUUCAACUGCUUGCUCGGGCGCCAUAUUACAAGAGAAAACGCAACAACAGGUAUCUGCUGAAGUGGUGGUGGCGACUGCUAAGGCGGUAGCGUUAGCGGUAGCAGCUAAAAGUGAACAAGCCCAACAACAGAAACAACAAGAACAGACUGAUUUUCAUACAUCGUGUGGUGCAGUGACGGCGACGGCAGCAGCAGCCUCCACAAUGAUGUCUCCUCCACCACCGGUACGAACUUCACCGGCCGUCAGUUCUGAUCUCGACACCAUGAGCACCAUGGAUCGAAGAACACCGAACAGCGCUAGGGCCACUCCUACGCCACCUCAUAACAACGGCAACGCCAGUAGCAGUAGUACUAGUAACGGGGGCGGCAGUAGCAGCAGUAGAGCCUCACCUGACUUUAUAGAUGAGAAAAUUGCCACAGCAUCCGCUUCUUCAGUAAUGCCCUCAAAUGGUUUACCUACAAAUGUUGGUAAUACUUCUGCAGUUUCAGCAUCAAGUAGUGGUGGUAGCAUGAGUGUGAUACGUUCGGUUAAGGAAGAACGAAUUUUGGCAUCUCCCACGCGUAUGCUGUCUUACCAACAGCAACAACAAAAUGCUACUGCUGUAGCUGCAACUAUGAAAGGGCCUACACAAUCGCAACAGCAUGUCACAGUGUUGGUGACGCCUUCCCGUAUUAAGUCUGAACCUGCCCAAGCGCCCCAUUCGCCAUAUUCCUCUGCCACAAGUGGAUCUGCCUCUGCUGCAACCAGAAACUCUCCAUCUCCUCUACCUGGUGUGUCCAGUAACCCUUCUACAACUCACAUGCACCAACCACCAGCUCCGCAACCUCAUCACACACCUGCAGCAGCUCCAGCACCGCCCAUUGUCACAACUCACCAUUUGCAUCAGCAGCUUACUCAACCUCAAAUGCGUAAAAGUAGUCCACCUACGGACUUACAGCUGCCACCACAACAUCACCAUCUUCUCAGUCAAUCCAUGCAACAACUAACGCAGCAACAACAAUUACAGUUGUUGCAGCAAGCGGCCGCUAUGUCACGACAGAAUAUGCCAGGUGCUCGAGAGUUGUCACCCAGCGCUUCCAUGUCACCAAGUUCAAGGCAUUCAUCGUCCCAAUCGCCGCAACAGCAGCAUUUAAUGCCGCAACAAAUGACGGGCGGUCACAACGUACGUAUUAAAAAAGAGCCCACAUCACUGCAAAAUCAUUCGGGAAAUUUUGGCCCUACUGUUAGUGCCGGUCAACGGCACCACUCUCCGCAUCACUUUAUGCAACAACAGCCAGCAACUUCUCCUCAACAAAGCUCUUCAGCACCAGCACCACCACCACAAUUACCUGCCCAGGCUUUAGGCAAUAUGGCCCAAGCUCUAAUGCAUCCCGCUUCCUUGCAAUCUUUGAGGCACCCGAACCGAGAUGCAGCAAUUUUAUUUCGUGUAAAAAACGAGGUGCAACAGCAGGUUGCUGCAGCAGCAGCCGCGGCAGCAGGCUUACCACAACUGAUGCAACCGGGGGCAGCCGCUGUUGCAGCUGCUGCAGCUCAACGCAUGGUGUGGGUAUCUAAUGCUCGUAUAAAUGGGGUGAAACCUGAAGUUAUUGGUGGUCCGUUGAGUAGCAUACGUCCAGGAGGACCAGGACAAUCUCCGUCGCCACAUCAUUCCUCUUCCUCAACUUCAUCCUCUCAACUAUCACCGCAAACACCCUCGCAAACACCGCCCCGCGGUACACCCACUGUUAUUAUGGGAGAGAGUUGUGGUGUACGAACCAUGGUGUGGGGAUAUGAGCCUGCGCCACCUUGCUCCGGAUCAGCAGCAAGUCCAUCACCGAAUCCCCAUCAUCUCCAAACAAAUCAGCAAUCUAAUCAACACCAAACCCAUGGGCAAAGUGGGCCCGGAAAUGUUAGUAGCGGUGUUAUGGGUACUGGAAGUGCGGGAUCCAAUCCUUCACACCAUACAACGCAGUCAUCUCUAAAUCCGGGUUCGUCACCCUCAGCAGGAUCUCUUACGCCUACACACACUCCCGGGCCUUCUCCGCAAAAUAAUGAAGAAGCGGCACAGUUAUUGCUUUCGCUAGGUCAAACACGAAUACAAGACGUCCGCAAUCGACCACCGCAUACGUUUCGUACACCGCAUGCUCUGAAUAUGGAACGUCUCUGGGCUGGAGAUUAUUCACAACUGCCACCAGGACAGUUGCAUGCCUUGAAUUUGAGUGCUGCCCAACAGCCUUGGGGAUCGUCAGCAGGUGGAUCAAAUACCACAGGUUUGUCGCGAGGUCUUGACGUUUCUCACGAUCCUACAGAUGAAGAUGAUCAACCGUUAGUAUGCAUGAUAUGCGAGGAUAAAGCUACCGGUUUACAUUACGGCAUCAUAACAUGUGAAGGUUGUAAAGGAUUCUUCAAGAGGACCGUGCAAAAUCGACGCGUCUACACAUGUGUAGCAGAUGGGACGUGUGAAAUAACCAAAGCUCAACGUAACCGUUGUCAGUAUUGUCGUUUCAAAAAAUGUAUUGAACAAGGGAUGGUACUGCAAGCGGUGCGUGAAGAUCGAAUGCCUGGAGGUCGAAAUAGCGGCGCCGUCUAUAAUCUUUAUAAGGUCAAGUAUAAAAAGCAUAAGAAGAACAAACAACAACAGCAACAGCAGCAGCAACAACAACAACAGCAAAUGCAUAACCCUCAUCAUCAGCAUCAACAAACGUGUCACAGCCACACAGGACAACUUUCACCCCAUCACCACCAAACACAUAUUUUUACACCGCAACAACAACAACAAUUGCAACAGCAACAAUUUGCGGCUGCUGUUGCUGCUGCCGCCCAUCAACAGCAAAGUAAACUGUUGGGUGAAAUGAAACCCAUGUUUCUCAGUAAAGAGCAGCAACAAAGCAUGCAUUCGCCUCACCACCAUCAGCAAACAAGUUCUACACUGGGACCACCACCAGCAAGUGCACCAGCACAUCACGCUUUUGCAGCAGCUGCGGCCGUUGGAAGUGGUGGCUUACACAGUCCACUCUCAGCCUCCUCGUCUCCACAUACUAACCAACCCCUUCACCAUGCAGCGCCACCCCAACCGCCUCCACAACAACACGUGCCUCGUCCACAAGGUUCGCCAGGAGCAACGCAAAGGCCGAGCACGCCUUUAGAGACUGCCAUUAAGUUACCCUCGCACCUAGUUAACGGUACCAUACUGAAGACUGCCCUGACUAAUCCUAGCGAAAUUGUGCACCUGAGACAUCGUCUAGAUUCGGCGGUAAGCUCUUCGAAGGAUCGAAUUAUCACAUAUGAUCACGCGAUCGCCAUGAUACAAACUUUAAUAGACUGUGACGCCAUGGAGGAUAUAGCCACAUUGCCACAUUUUUCGGAGUUUCUUGAAGACAAAUCUGAAAUCAGUGAGAAACUGUGCAAUAUUGGCGACUCCAUCGUCCAUAAAUUGGUUUCGUGGACCAAGAAGUUGCCUUUCUAUUUAGAAAUACCCGUAGAAAUACAUACAAAACUUUUGACAGACAAAUGGCAUGAGAUACUGAUACUGACGACCGCAGCCUACCAAGCUUUACACGGUAAACGUCAUAGUGGAACAGCGGCAACGAAUACAACGACAGCGACUUCUAGUGGUGGCACUUCAGCGGCCGGCAGUUGUAAUACAUCGUCCAAUUCCUCGACGACCUCCUCAUCCUCUAGUUCUUCCUCACCUACGCAACAUAAUAAUCACACAUCAUCAACGUCGCCACUACACCCACACCAGCAGCAGCAACAUCAUUCACAUCAUGUUCAGCAGCACCAUGCGCAAGGCCAACCACAUCACCAGUUACAACAACAACAACUAUUACAGCAACAGCAUCAACUUCACCACUCCCAGCAUCACCACUUGACGGUGCACAAAGAUGAUCCAGAAUUUGUAAGUGAAGUGAAUGCGCACCUCACCACUUUACAGACCUGUCUUACCACCUUGAUGGGUCAACCAAUAGCAAUGGAACAACUGAAAUUAGACGUCGGACACAUGGUGGAUAAAAUGACGCAAAUCACCAUCAUGUUUCGCCGGAUUAAAUUGAAAAUGGAAGAAUAUGUAUGCCUAAAAGUCUAUAUUUUACUUAAUAAAGAAGCGGAACUCGAAAACAUCCAAGAACGUUACAUACAAGUGUUGCGCACUUAUUUGCAACAUACUUUAGCUACAACCCAAAAUCCACAAGCCCGCCUUAAUGAAUUACUUUCCCAUAUACCAGAGAUUCAGGCUGCUGCUAGUCUUUUGUUGGAAAGUAAAAUGUUUUACGUUCCCUUCGUUUUGAAUUCGGCCAGUAUAAGGUAGCAAAUGCUUCAACGUGGUCUU